AACUAGCGGAUCUGGGCAAGUGCACUUAGUCUGGACUGCAUUUCCAUCUUAUUAAACUCAAACACACGCACACACACACACACACACACAUCCACCGCUGCAGAUAUGAGCAAAAUCCUGGUAGGCAUCUUCACCGUGGCGCUGUGUUUCACACUGGGCUACACCCUGCAGUGCUAUAAAUGUGAAAUAGGAUUCUGGGAUCUGUGUUUCACCAGCAAAACGACAUGUGCAGCCAACCAGCAAUGUUUCAUUGGAAGGGGGAAGACAGCGGGUGUGAUUAAGGUGCGCAUGAGCGGAUGUCUGGACAUAGCCGAAUGCAAUAAGACGACAGAUGUUUCUUUUCCCUCUGGCUCCAACACCAGCAUCUACCAAAUGACCAAAACCUGCUGCGACACCGACCUGUGCAACACCGCCGCACCGCUCGCUAACACACACACACUCACCUUCGCCAUCGCCUCACUCGCCUCACUGCUCCUCACCAAGGUGCUGGUGUGAGGGGGUGUCUCUCACACACACACACACACACACACAGAUAAAUAAACCCUGUGCUUAUCCACACACACAAUCAGUCACGUUUGUGAAUUUCUGUACAUAUUAAUUCACACACACACACACACACAGAUAAAUAAACCCAGUGCUUAUCCACACACACAAUCAGUCACAUUUGUGAAUUCCUGUACAUAUUAAUUCUCUCUCUCACACACACACACACACACACACACACACACAGGAUGUCGCGUUUCCUUUUCGAUCAGUUGUGAUAUUUAAUCCUGUUUCGGGGUUUUUUUUCCUCUGUUUUAUUUUAAUUCCAGCUACAAAAUGUAAAACUUUCAUGCGAUCACAUCAUUGUGUUGCUUGUUCACUUUAUGUCUUGAGGAGAUGAAUCAUAGCCUUCCAUUAUUUUUCUCUUGGUUUACCUCUUUUUACUUUUUUUGUAAAGAAAUAUAUCGAUAAGGUGUCACUAUUGACACACUGAAUCUUUAUUAUCUCUCAUUAAGGGUACAAGAUGUUGAGUAAGAUGAGAAUGUCUGUUAUUGUCAAUCAUUUACCUUUUUUUCCCUUAUUUUUUUUCAAUUUAAUAUACCUUUUGUGUUUUGUCCUUUUUUAAUUUUGAUUCCCAGAAGAAUUAAUGAGCAAUUUUGCAAAAGGUACAAAAGAUAUUUUUCUAAAGAAAAUGCAUCCAUGCGCCAAAAUUCAGCUAUGAACUAUUUUUUAAAUUUUUUUUUAAUAUUGAUGUUUUUUUAUUCUGAUCAAUUGUUAUCAUAAAUUUACUCAUUUUUCAAUAUGCUAGAUGUUCAAACUUGCCAAAAAUGCCAAAAACCCAGUUGUUUUAAAUUCAUUUAAAUUACCUUCUCAUAUAUUUGCCACUUGUUCCACUUGAUUUGAAAUGCCAAACCUGUGUGAGUGUUUACACACUCAUCCUUACACAAAUUCUUUGUAUCCUAAAAAAAAGGGAUUUUUUUUUUUUUGGUGAACUGGAAACACAUUAAGGUAUAAAAUGUAAGAAGUAAAAUCUGUCUGGAAAUGUGUAUUGGGGCUAAAAAAGAGUGAAGUGCUUGAGAUGAUGUUGGCUGUGUGCUUUCUGAUCAGGUGCUGGAUGCAGUUGAUGUUCUCCAGCUGUCAUGAGGAUGAUUACAAAUAAAUCAAAAUUGGUCAAAAA
Pangasianodon hypophthalmus (striped catfish) is the source of this 1660-nucleotide messenger RNA. It is a transcript of the gene spaca4l, whose product is annotated as sperm acrosome associated 4 like. NCBI's taxonomy places the organism in Eukaryota, Metazoa, Chordata, Actinopteri, Siluriformes, Pangasiidae. Bases 106 to 495 code for a protein of 129 amino acids. The transcript is spliced from 3 exons. The record is from RefSeq and is a predicted model, not a curated record.